Messenger RNA from Drosophila subobscura, 1274 nucleotides. RefSeq names its product peritrophin-44. The record is from RefSeq and is a predicted model, not a curated record. Lineage: Eukaryota; Metazoa; Arthropoda; Insecta; Diptera; Drosophilidae. Gene Ontology annotation, molecular function: chitin binding. Gene Ontology annotation, cellular component: extracellular region.
CCAUCAGUUCGGCAACAGUCGCACUGCGGAGCACAACGUUCUACGACGACUCAGAGUGAAGAUUGUUAACAAUGCGAACAGCUUUCGGAGCACACCUUGAACCGGCUGUGGCUGUGGGCCUGGCUAUGCUGAUGGUUCUGGCCUGCCACUCGCCCGUGGCUGAGGCCAUUGAGCAGGACAUUUGCAGGCUGUUUGCCAACAACACGGUUAUCCGGGACCCGGACUCCUGCAGUCAGUACAUCACCUGCAUUAAUGCUGUCAGCGUGUAUGGCACCUGCGGCGGCUCCACGCCGUUCUUCGACAAGGAGAAGGGCGCGUGCGUCAAGACACUGGCUGACGACUCGUCCUGCGAGGUGUCGUGCGUGAAUGCCACCAGCCAGUUCGUGGCAGACCCAAAGUCCUGCUACGGUUACUACUACUGCGUGGACCAGGAGACGCCCAUGUACGGCUCCUGCCCCCAGGAGACGCACUUCAAUGCCACCACCCAGACCUGCACGCGGCUGUACGAGUCGGAGUGCACCGCCAGCGACUUUGAGUACUGCAACAUCGUGAAGAACAGCGUGAAGUUCGACAAUCUGCAGUCGUGCGCCGCCUACCACGUCUGCGAGAAGGGCGUGCUGAAGACAAAGACCUGCUCCUCGUCGUACUAUCAGGCCAGCACCGGCACGUGUGUGGCCAAGCCCCUGGUGGACUGCGUGGCCCAUCCGCUGCCCAGCAAUGUGUGUGGCAAGACCAGCAAGCCGUACGCCAACAAGUUCGUCUCGGACGGUGCCACCUGCCGUGGAUACUUCUUCUGUGCAGCCCAGGCGGAUGGCACCCCGGACGCAAAUCUUUGGAACCACUGCCCCCCGGACACCUUCUUCGAUGCCAGCAGCGAGAGCUGCCGCAGCCCCAAUCUCGUCAAGUGCACCGAGGAUCGCUGUGACGGUCGCACGCUGCCGUUUGUGAUUAGCAGCACCAAGGGAUGUCGCAACUAUCUGCGCUGCAGCGAGGGCAUGACUCUGGACGAGAUGUCCUGCGGCAAUCUCUUCUUCGACGAGGCGAAGGGCGGCUGCGUGCCCAACGUUGUCUCCUACAGCAUAUGCUAGGCCAGAGGUGAAUUUAUUUAUGCAAGAACAUAUUCACCACGCUGGCAGAAAGAGAUGGUUCCCGAACGAGAUAAGUGUGUGGUGAAGAUGUCGCCUUGCAAGUAAAUUUACAUUUUGUUAGUCAUUUGUUGCUAAACCAUAAAGUUAUUAUGCAAUAUGCUUAUGUAAUAAAGCUCAUGAAUUGAU